Asterias rubens (European starfish) is the source of this 7693-nucleotide messenger RNA. RefSeq names its product SCO-spondin-like. Lineage: Eukaryota; Metazoa; Echinodermata; Asteroidea; Forcipulatida; Asteriidae. The record is from RefSeq and is a predicted model, not a curated record. Gene Ontology annotation, molecular function: protein binding. Gene Ontology annotation, cellular component: extracellular matrix.
GGUAUAUAAACCCACAUCUUACGAUCUUAUCUUUAACGUUGUGAACGUACUGAAGUUGGUGUUCAUUUUUAACCACUGGCUGCCUGAACAGAAAGAACACCUUCAAAAAUAACACCCAAAACCAGAAACUGUGCAAGUGUCGUCAUGGCACGCAACAGUUUACUGUGGCUUGCUUUGGCCCUACUCGUCGCAUGGACAAACAGAUGCAGUGCCGAUGUCGUCGAUGAAGAAUCGUCUGGUGGCCUUUGUAGGUACAGGGAGAAAAUUAACUACGCAGCCAAAGAUGCUAAAGUAAUCGCCACUAUCUUCAAUGAAGAAGCAAAACCGGAAGGGUACUUUCUGCGAUGGGCAUGCUGUCCCUCCAGUGACGAAAGAAUGCUAAAGGCUGAAAUCGAUCUCCCUAAAUACUGCGAAAAACCUUUCUGCAGUGCAGGGUGUAAAUUUUCACAAGGCAAGGAAUGUCACUUAGAGGACAAUGCCUGUGUGAUGAUUGCCGAACAGUCCAAAUUCGAGGUUGAGAAAAGAGACCAAUCGCAAGAUGUCUUCGCUCCUUCCUUGCAACCAUUUGAGGACAAGCUGAAGUAUGAUCAACCAACCUGUACAUUUUGCUGUGGCGGUUCGAUCAGAACUUUUGACGGCUUGAAUUACAACCACCCACUCCAGUGUCGACACAUGCUGAUUGGGGACAUCGACGAGGAAGUCAAACUUACUGUCGACGUUAUCCCAAGAUACGAAUGUCAUGGUGGUGUCUGCAGGAGUGCGGUUAAUAUUUCAACGUCAUUAAACAUGGUUGAACUUCUACCGGGUGGUGUCGUGCGCUACAAUCAGAGAGUAGUAAACUCGCCUUAUGACAACUAUCUCGGUGUCAAGAUAUUCAACCGUGGUAUAGACACAGUCUUCCAAGCAAAGGACGAUACACGAGUCUUCUUUGACGGUGACAACAGCGUAACGGUAACCUUAGGCAAGAUCUUUGCAUCUACCAAGGGGUCGUAUAACUUUGAAGUGCACGGACUUUGCGGUAACAACGAUCUCAAUGCCACCAACGACCUGGCCGAUAAGCCAGUUGCAGAAUUCGUCGAGGAUAACGAAUUCCUCGGAUUCAACUGCUCUGCCCCGAGCAAAGACUCUCACAACCCAUACGAUGAACUUGACGUACUCCAACAACAAAAAGUCCGGGAUGCCUGUGGAAGAUUUGCAACGGAGAGCUUUUUCCGCGGCUGUCGAUCAGAGGUCGAAGUUGAACCGUUCAUCAGCUCCUGCCGGUUUUCCAUGUCAUUGCAAGGGUUGAACUUUGACAUAUGUACGAUAUAUGCUGAAUACUCCAAAGCCUGCAUUCGCAAAAACCCAGACCUAUUUGUAGAAUGGAGAUCAAGCAGUUUCUGCCCUGGUACCUGUGAUACUGGUAAGGUAUACUCAGAGUGUGCACCGGCCUGCCCAACGACCUGUGAAAAUCACUUCUACGGUUCAGAAUGCAGAGAGCCAUGCGUCCGUGGUUGCCAAUGCGGACCAGGCACCUUUCUGAACGGAGAUGUGUGCGUUGCUAAGGAGAGCUGCCCGUGUCUUCAAGCUGGCGAAUACUCCCCGUCUGGUGCUUUGAUGACGGAUAACUGCUUUGACUGCGUCUGCAUAGAGGGCAAGCUUCAACAGUGUACGCGUCACUCCUGCCCACCGACCUGCACUAUCCUAGGAGGGCGCUAUUUCAGCACCUUCGAUGGUGCUAGCUACUCCUCCGACGCUCGUUGCGAGUACGUGUUGUCGCAGAACCUGCCAAAUAAAGACAUCCCUGAAUUUAGCAUCUUCAUGGUGUCUGAAUGCCUCUCCGAACCACACAAGACAUGUCAGUAUGUGAGCGUCAAAACACCUGAUGGGACUUUUUACGAGCUCAAGUUUUCCGGUACAGUCACUGUGUCCAGCAAUGGAAACCAACCGGCUCAAGAGCUGAAACUCCCGUACGCCAAUUUCAACGGCAACAACACAGUUACUGUCGAGAAGAUAUCGUCGAUCUUCACUAGGUUCCAGGCGCCAAUUCUUGGUAUCGACAUUCUGUGGGGAACCGACAAUCGCAUCUAUGUCACUGUGCAGGAGAAGCUUGUUGGGAAGAUCUACGGUCUGUGCGGGUUCUACGACAGUAAAUCCAUCAACGAUUUCCUGCUGCCGUCCCUAGGCUCAACUGCCGUAAUUCAUGACUUUGUUAAAGCCUGGAAAUCCAACAACAAAUGCACCGACAAGAAACCCGAGUUCACUUCCAGCUUCUUGGAGAACGAGGCCAUUGCUUUCUGCUCCAAGAUAAAAGCAGCUCCUUUCGAUGCCUGUAAACGGAAAGUGGAUGUCGACAAGUACCACAAGCUGUGUUUAGCGGACUACGCCAGAUCGAGUAGUGGAGGAGCUGAGUGUCUGUCGUUAGCAGCAUACGCGCUGGAGUGCGCUAAUGCCGGUGUGCCGAUAGUCUGGAGGUCAGAUGAAAUGUGCCCCAUUUCUUGUCCGGAGGGAAAAGUAUAUCAGGAGUGUGGUUCUUUAUGUAACGUUUCCUGCAGUGAUUUAGGGAAGACCACUGACUGUCGUGAGCAAUGUGUUCAAGGAUGCCAGUGCCCCCAGGGAGAGGAGUUUGACGAUCAAGCCGGUCGGUGUGUAGCUACAGCAGAAUGUCCAUGUGAGGCCAAUGGAAAGGCAUAUCAAUCUAAUGCAAGUUGGAAGAGCAAAUGUAACACAUGCACGUGUACGAACGGCGUGGUGAAAUGUUCCGAUACAAUAUGUACAGCCUCGGGUGAGGAGUGUCCGAGCGGGCAGGAAUAUAUCGAUUGCGUUGAGUGUGAGCGGGAGUGCAGUAAUCUUCACUUGUCAUGCCGUCAGGGAGAGUGUUCGCCCGGCUGUGGAUGCCCAGAAGGCACGGUCAGACAGGAGGGAAUCUGCAUACCCCAAGAACAAUGCCCAUGUUACUAUAACGGAAAAAGUUACAACACAUACGAGUCGCUCAAGAAAGACUGCAACCAGUGUAUUUGUCUUCCAGGUGGAACCUUCUAUUGCGAAGACAAAAUUUGUCCAGCAACCUGUCGAGGAUAUGGUGAUCCGCAUUAUCUUACCUACGAUGGACGCAAAUAUGAGUUCCAGGGAGACUGUAAGUACGUGUUAACGUCGGACGAUUGCGGGGAGCCAGGCUACACGAGCGUCUUCAGUGUAUACGUAGAAAACGUCCCCUGUGGAACGGGUCAAGUGACUUGCACCAAGGCAGUUUCCAUCCAGAUUCUUGACGUGAACAUUUAUCUCGUACGUGGAGCGGAUCCAGCUAUUACCCCACGUCCUCCAAAACAGACUAAAGCAGCCUAUCGCAUCAUCAAGUCUGGAAUUUUCCUCGUCAUCAACACCAGACAUGGCGUAACUGCGUUGUGGGAUCACGGCACAUCCAUCUACAUAACCUUAGACGGGAGAUUCGCAGGGAAAGUUUGCGGCCUGUGCGGUGACUUUGAUGGUAACGCCGAUGAUGAUUUCAGAACCAGAUCAGGAGAGGUAGAAGCAACCGCUAUUCUGUUCGGUCACAGCUGGAGAGUGGACGGUAGCUGUGAGAUGCCACCUGAUCCAGUCCAUCCGUGCGAUGUGGCUCCUGAUCGACGUGAUUGGGCCCAGUUUGCUUGUGGAAUCAUCAAGAAAGCUAUCUUCGAACCCUGUCACCAUGUGGUGGAUCCUCAAGAUUACUACGAUAACUGUGUCUUCGAUACUUGUGGAUGUGAUCGAGGCGGUGAUUGUGAGUGUCUGUGUACGGCAAUCAGUAACUACGCUGCACUCUGUAACAGCAUGAAUGUGCCAAUACCGUGGAGAUUCGAUGGAAACUGCGGUCUGCAGUGUGAGAAGGGUAUGGAGUACCAAGCCUGCGGGGAAGUUUGUCACGGAGAGUGUUACGAUUCUCCAGAAGUUGCCGCUGUUGGUUGUGAAGUGACUUGUGUGGAGGGUUGCCACUGCCCGCCAGGUUUCAAGCUUUAUCAUGGAGAAUGCGUGGAUAUGGUCGAAUGCGUGUGUUUGUAUAACGAUGAAGAAGUACAGGCUGGGUUUAUCGUCAUUGAGAACUGUCAAACUUGUACAUGUGUGAAUGGCUCAAUGAUCUGCCAGGGACCCACUUGUACAACACCUGGUUCUACAACAGCCGGUGGUACUGCAACAACCCCAUUGUUUGUCACAACCCCGUGCACAUGCCCUCCUGGUGACUUCACAUGCUACGACUGCUCGAGAUGCGUUUCAUCAGAAGGGGUUUGCGACGGAAACAACGAUUGCGACGACAUGUCGGAUGAAGAAAACUGUGAAUGUUACUACGGGGAUGAAGUUUACCCUGUGGAUCAAGAAUUUCCUGGUGACUCUCCGUGCGAGACAUGUAAGUGCGAACUUGGUUCAACGACCCCAACGUGUGAGAAGAUAUGCAGCCUGACAUGUGCUCCAGGGGAAGUAUUACACCUGAAUGAAAACGACAGAACAAAAUGCUGCGAGUGCAAGGGGCAAGCAACAACUUUACCAACAACGACCAUUGUAACAACAACAGAAAUAGGUCCAGGAACUUCAACUGGUCCUGGAACAACAGAGCCAGUGUGUCAGUACCCAUUGUUAACGGACGAACAAACGCAGCAUAGCAUCACAUUCUCUGAUGUGGAUUCGUCGAUUAUUGAUCGAAGCAAUCACGGGUUGCUAGAUGGAACGCCAUGGGCUCCUGAAAGUGCAACGGGAGACAUGUACAUGGAGGUGCAUUUCAUAGAGACAAGACAAGUUACGGCCAUCACCGUGAUUGGUGCUGAAAACCACGCCGAUGGAUUUGUGUCUGAGUUCACCGUCGAAUAUAAAAACACGCAAGGAGAUGAUAUAAGACAUAUUGUAGAGACAUCAGAUGGGUUUGAGACUUUCACAUCGGAUGGUAUAACGCCAGUGAUUCAGAAGUUUAAACUAAGUAUUGUUGCAGAUUAUGUUUAUAUCGAUGUCCAGAGAUUUACUACGAAGCCAUACAUGCGUGUGGAGCUCUACGGCUGUCCUCUCAUUAUUCCAUCCACAUCUGAGAAACCUACUCUGUCGACGACAGUUACAACAGAAGCAGUAACAACGAUUAAGGAGCAAACCUUCCCGCCAACAACGCCCCCAAUAUUUUAUUGUGACCCACAUUGUCACUGCAUUGAGAAGUGCGACCAUGAUUUGGUGUGUCCACCGAACUGGACACCCUGUACUUACUGUCUAUGUGACUCCACUGGAACGCUACCUGAUGCCAAUGGUCACUGCUUCACCAAGGCAUCUGACUGUGCCUGUAUUUUCCUUGAUCAACAAUAUCAGAUUGGUGAUAUGUGGCAUCAAGGUCCAUGUGAGGUUUGUACCUGUAUGUAUAACUACACCAAAGAGUGUUCCUACACACCCGGAUGUCAAACGACCACACCCAGUGUAACAAAAACAACACCUAUCCCAGAACCAACUACAACGGUAGUUGUGACAACGACUGAGAUUAUUACCACGACAACCACUACAACAUCGGGACAGACGACCAUCGAGACAACAACAGUGCCCUAUACUACGACAAUGAAGCAAGUUUGUGAGACUGGUUCUUCUAUGAUACCAGAUGAUUGCCACGAGUGUAUUUGUGUAACCAAUGAAUACUUUUGCAACCCAGCGUGCCACAAGACAUGUGAACCUGGUGAGCAGUUAGUCACAUACGAUGAUCCACAAAAAUGCUGCGAAUGUGUGUCAGCUUCAACAACUGUGCACACAACGGUUACUUUACAGACUACUACAGAAGAAUCAACAACAUCUGUUCCAACAACAACUGCAGCUCCUUCAACUACACCAGGCCAGGGCUGUUUCGUAGCAGAAGAAAACAGAUACGUUGAGUAUUAUUAUGAGUUCAACAGGGGAAACUGUCAGGUCUGUACUUGUCUACCGUCUGGUCUCAAGUGCAUGGAGGGUCACUGUAACCUAGUAGACUGUCCCAAUCCGAAUGAGAUUGUUUACUAUACGGCUAGCUGUUGUGAAUGCAGACCAAUGACGACAGUUAGACCAACUACAACAGUCAGACCAACUACAACCUCUCCUGUUUGCUUUCCACCGUUGGUGUAUCGUGAAAUCUGUAGCUGUCAGAGGACUUGCGCUGAUCUAGGUAGAGAAUGUGGAAACCAGAGCUGCAGUAUUGCAUGCGUCUGUCCACCAGGGUCUUUUAAGACUUCAAAAGGUGAAUGUGUGUCUAAACCAGACUGCCCCUGUGUGGACAUCGACGGACAGAAGUACCAGAACGGAGAGUCUUGGAAAAGGAGUCACUGUAAAACAUGUAGUUGUAAAAACCGUAAAAUCAGUUGCACUAAACAGUGUUCACUGACGUGUCAGCCAGAUGAAAAUCUUAUCCAACCACCGGGAGAUGAAUGCUGCUAUUGUCAGCCAAAAUGCACUGGGUGCUAUUAUGAAGUUGAUCAGACGUGCCACGAGGUUAAUGCAACAUGGCGGGAUGUGUGCUCGCAUUGUUCCUGCAAACAUCAUGGUAACGAGUUCUUGCUACAGUGUACUGACAUGAGCUGUCCGUCCCUCGAGUGUCCAACGGGUUAUAAACUUGUGCAUGAUGAAGGCGAUUGCUGUGCCAAGUGCAUCAAGGAUAAUUGUCCGGGAGAGUUUUACUGUAAUUCUACCUUCUGUGUCCCCAUCGGCUGGCUGUGUGACGGGAAAGAAGACUGCUUAGAUGGAAGUGACGAAAAGGGUUGCGGUACGACCCCAAUUCCUGGAACAACGACCCCAAUUCCUGUGUCAACGACUCUCGCAACAACUACAGAAGCUACCAACGAAACAACAACAACAACAAAAGGCCCGACAAAUACACCACCUUUUCCAAAUCCGACAUGUCCUCUUGGACAGCGCCCAGCAGACUGCUCAAUACCUUGCCGCGUGCAUGCAUGCAUAGAUUUUCGCUGCUACACCAACGUGGUACUUGAUCGAAGUACUAAUAAGACAUACUGUUGUGAGUGUUACAUGGGAUACGCUUAUAAUGGCACAGACUGCGUUCAACCACCGACCUGCAAUUGUUUGGACCAUAAUGGAGAACUCCGACAGCCUGGGGAACAAUGGCCUGGUCCUAGCCAGUGUGAGGAUUGCAAGUGUGCAGAAAACCUGAUUACUUGUUUCCCCAUCUACUAUCGACCAGGAUGUGAAACAACCACCACCCCUCCAACAACCACAACAACGACAAGUUCAACCACUACGACGUAUACCGGUGAAGUUACCACAACCACCAAGGAAGUUACUACUGUCACAACCCCAGCUUAUUGCUACGAUGACAUGGACACCAUCCCCAACCUAAACGUCCGAAGAUACAGCUCCGAUAAUCCAUCCGAAGAAAUCCCACCUGACCAGCCUUGGACUUCCACCGGUCGAGAGGGUCCCACGUUCAGGAUUGAGUUUAACGAGCCAACCAAAAUCAACCAAUUAGAGUUCAUAACAACAACAGGAUACAGCUCCAAGGUCAUCGUGGGCGUGUCAUUUAAAUCUGAACCCUUACCAAUAGACCAAAUGUUGUUUGGCGGACAACAGGUUUAUGUGCAGUUUGGGACGAGACUUGAUAUACCACAAGACCCGGAGAUAAGAAAUGUCCGCUCCAUUCAUUUGACGUUCAUUUACUCGUCCUCGCAGACGAUCAAAAUUUAUGGCUGUGUCGAGAAAGUUUUGACAACGACCUCAGUUGUGGUAACAACACAAG